GUCGGAGUUCCUGGAACAGAUAUUUAUACGUGGCGCGUGUCUGGAUGCCGGCAUUUACGCGAAGUAUUAAUAAAGAAAUAAAGUAAUUUUUAUUGCGGGAUUUAAAUUUACUUAGGGUUUAAAUAUAUUUAUUUUAAUUAAACUUUUAAAAUCUGAUAAUAGUUUUGUUCGAAAAUAGUGUCUUCUUAUGACUGCUUUGGGAAUAUCUAGAUAGACAUUUUAUUGAUCACCCACGCGAACUCUUAUUUCUACACUUGACCAAGGCCAGGCAUUAAAAAGAAUACGCUUGGUUACUUCGGAUUUUUUAAUCGGGGUUUGUAUUGAAAAAAUGCAAAAGUUGUUACUUGAACUUAGUGCAUCAGUGCUCGGUGCUAAUUUAACUGACAAAUAAAAAGUGCACCAAGUGCACGUAAAACUAUCACGCUGGCGGUUACAAUGAAACUAUGGAAAGUUUUGGCACGAAAUAGCCACGUGUACAACAACGGAGUUGGUCAGAUCGUACCAGUCGUUAAAGCUCAUAAGGUUCCCACUAUCGAGUUACACGAACUAAAAUCGAUGUCACCCACAUUUUCUGAGGAUUCCGGAAAUCCGUCCAGCACUUGCCAGGAAAAUCGUCAGGGUCACUUUACUACCACGGUAGAAAUAAGAAAAAGAACCGGCGAAUCUUUGGGAAUUAUUUUAUCGGCUGGUAUAUCUGACGCCGAUCCAUGCCCAAGCAUAUCUGCACUACGCCCCGGCAGUCUGGCUAUGAGCUCAGACCAGCUCGCUCCUUGUGACCGAUUGCUCAGCGUCAAUGGCAUACCUACAGCACGCAUGCAACCCGAUGAGGUCACUAAUUUAAUCGAUAGUAUCGAUGGCAACACUGUUAUGGAACUAGAGUACUCUUUACCGAGUUAUGCAUCCCAGAAUUCAUUGUGCAUUACUUCUCAAGUUACCGACGUUACCAUAGAGCGAAUAGACGGAUCUCUAGGUAUUACUUUACGAGGUGGAUUUGUUCCAGAGCAUCCCCAUUUGAGUCGUCCCUUAAUUAUUACACAUGUUAGAGCAAACGGACCUGCUUAUAGGAGUGGUCUAAUCCGAGUAGGUGAUCGACUUUUAAAGAUAGACAGGUAUUCUUUAGUAAACAAAACCCUAAUGGAAGCCCAGCAAAUCUUGAGGGACACGGCAGGCUGUAAUCCACACAGUAUCACGUUAUCAACUUUAACAAUAGAAUACGAUGUCAGUGUAAUGGAGUCUGUGAAAUACGCUAACGGACCCCUUUUGGUGGAAAUCGAUAGGCAAGCUGAAGAGGAAUUUGGAUUGGUUCUAAGCAACUCCAAUUCACUGCUAGAUUCAGAAUCAUCACAAAACGAUAUAAUGACUGUCGGCUAUUAUAUAGAAAGGGUGAUUCCUGCCAGUACCGCAGAUAGAUGUGGCGCUUUAUCGAUAGGAGAUCAAUUACUGGCAAUCGAUAACUUAUUGCUUGAGAACUUUAGCGGAAGCCCAAGUGAUGCUGAGAAGCUUCUUAGACGGGCCACGAAACUGCAGGUACUUCCAUUCUCGGUUAUACAAAGGGCGCAAAGUAGAAGCCAAUAUGGAGUCAGCGGUGCAUUUUCUGGAAGCAGUUCCAGUGUAACAGGAUAUAGCACGCUAAACAGCCGAAGGUCACGGUCAAGUCGUCCUGGAAGGAAUAACAGACAAAGCACAAUCAACAAAUCAUUUGAUAGUGAUUGCGGUAGCAAUUAUUGUGGUUGUUCCGGCUCGGUGGGUAUAUCUCAUCCAGAAACAUUAACUGUUACUUUGACGGCAGACAGAGGCAUUGGCUAUGGCAUAACAGUUUCUGUAGGAGAUCACACUGAAAAUAGAUCAGCCGACAUUCUUGUUACUAGGAUAGCAGCUAACUCUCCUGCUUACAGAUUUGUGCCUGGUUCCUCCUUAGUGGAAGUCCUAGACUUGCAAACCUCUGAGAGAGUAGGUGCCAAUGCCGUCGCGGAAGCCGAGCCCAGGGAGCCUAUGGCCUCUUCUAUAGCCCUAGCUUUCCUUCUCCUUCUUUUCUCCGAACCGCAGAGGUUCUUUCUUUUCCGCUGUGCCCUGUUAAGAGCUCCAGCUAGAUCGUCGAUGUUAACGUCGGGGAUUACCGGGUUCCCUGCUGAGGCAGAGCCCUCAAAGGUGGAGAAAUGUGUGGGCCCAUCAGACGAAGGCCCCGCAGUAGGAGCAUCAAAAAAUCAGCCCGAUGAGCCAUUUAUUAUAUCUGAAAUCAGAAGAGGAUCUAUUGCUCACAGGACAGGGACAUUGCAUGCAGGUGAUAGAUUACUGGCAAUAGAUGGCCGCCCUUUAGAUCAUUUAAGUUUGGAAUCUGCAUUUGAUAUCUUACAAACCUCAAGCAACGAAAUUGUAACGCUUAAGGUGGAGAAAACGGAGACGGAAAAUUCAAACCUCUUUUUGGAUAGCGUAGUGUAUACUGUUGAGCUUCACAGAUAUGGAGGACCCCUAGGAAUUACUAUAUCGGGAAGCGAAGACUGUGGGGAUCCGAUUAUUUUGUCCAGAUUAACAGAGGGUGGUUUGGCUGAAAAAACUGGAGCUCUUCAUAUCGGAGAUCGAAUUUUAGCAAUAAAUGGAGAAAGUCUGGAUCAACGCCCAUUGUCUGAUGCGAUACGGUUACUGCAAACAUCUGGCGAUAGGGUUCAGUUGAAAAUUGCCAGACAUAUUAAGAACGACUCAACAAUUUUAGAAGAGCCAAGGUGUAGCUAUUCUAGUCCCGGACUCAUGAGUGUGGAUAGCGCUAUACAUAGCUGGGAUAGCAGUAAUACAGGAGACACUCAAAAUGAAAAUACAUCUGAAUUUAAAGAUAUCGAAAGUGUAUUAAGCGAACCACUAUCCUACCAAGACCAAUUCCAGGAACACGAUAAAGAUCAUACCCUAACAAAAAAUAGGAAAAGGAAUUCAGAAUUACAGUAUUAUUCUGAUGCAGAAGAAAUGUUUUGUCCCAGUCCUUUGCCACUACCAAACUACAGUUUUGGAAACACAAUGAGCCACUAUAAUCACUCAACUGGAACUGUAGAGCGACUUCCAGGAUCUAGUACUGAAAACAUGUUGGAAAAGGAAAUAUACCAUGUAACCCUGUACAAAGAUUCAAUAUACGAUGACUACGGAUUUAGUGUGAGCGAUGGUCUCUAUGUCAAAGGGGUCUACAUAAAUAGAAUAAGAAAAGGCGGACCUGCUGAUAUAGUAGGACUUUUGAGGCCAUACGACAGGAUAAUACAGGUUAAUGAUACAAAAACAGUUGAUUUCGACUGCUGCUUGACGGUACCGUUGAUAGCAUCUGCAGGCGACAGGUUAGAACUGGUUGUAGCAAGAAAUCCUCUUUUACUACCGAAUUCUUUAGAUAAGGUAAUUUUCAAAGAUGUACACAACGUAUCAAAGAUGACAUUUUCGUCAAGCCAAAAUACUAUAACAAAGACUUUAUAGAUUAUUUAUUUAUUAAGUAAAUAAUUCCAAGAGUAUAUUAUAAAAAUAUUUAUUUUAUUCUUAGUUUAUAUUAUAUCACUGUUUACAAUUUAUUAAUACCAAUACAUUCUGUUAAUAAAGUUUGAGAAUAUUUA
This is a messenger RNA of Anthonomus grandis grandis, 3581 nucleotides long. RefSeq names its product glutamate receptor-interacting protein 2 (gene Grip). Gene Ontology annotation, molecular function: protein binding. NCBI's taxonomy places the organism in Eukaryota, Metazoa, Arthropoda, Insecta, Coleoptera, Curculionidae. Gene Ontology annotation, biological process: neurotransmitter receptor transport, endosome to postsynaptic membrane. The transcript is spliced from 22 exons. The coding region runs from base 436 to 3447 and encodes 1003 amino acids. The record is from RefSeq and is a predicted model, not a curated record.